AAGAACAAACAUUAGUUGACGUUUCACGUAAGCGAUCUAAUUUAAGAGAGUACAGAAGAAGAAUAGAGGGAGAAUUAGACAGCUGUCAGUCUGAUAGACUACUGACGGCGAGGUGAGCGUUGUAACUUACUCAUGUAGUUGUGGUGUCGGCAGUGUGUAAGCGCAGCGAGGUGCGAGAGUAUUGCUGUGGCCAGUUGACAGUUACAAGCUGUGUGGUUAAGAUAACUCUUUUAUCUCCGAGGAAUGUAAGUCAAUGGUGUUAAACAGUGCUUGUGUAUGAACAUAUACUGUGAGUGUGUAGAAACUGAGGGAGUAGUGUGUUAGCGGUGAGUGUGCGCGGCGUGGUAGCGAUGUGGCAGGCGGCAGCGGCGGCAGAGCGGCGGUGAGCAACAGCUGAGCGGCCGCGCCACCCGCUGGGGAGGGCGAGGGUGGCCCGGCCCCGCAUGUGUCCCGAGAUGAGCGGAGAUGCAGCGCGUGGGACCUGGCGACGCUCGCCGGAGGCUGCACCCAACCAGCAUCAACCCGACAGUGGCACAGAGGAGGGGGCUGGCACCCCCAGCGAUUCCCAGGAGCGCCUCCACCCUGGCAUCCAGAUAGCAGAAGACAGCGACAGUGACAUUAGUGUGGGGUGUCCCUCACCGAAACCCAGUGAAGACAACUCCCCGUCAGGUAGUUCGGGGCCCGCGGCAGGGCAAAGUGAGGACCUGGGCUCCCCCCUUCCCCGGACACCCACCCCAGGGUCGGCCACCUCCCCUACCAAGUACCAGGAAGAUGGCGUCACCUCCCCGGAGUGCGUCAUGUCGCCCCCUCCGGCUCCCACCACCCCCGUCAGGGAGGGGGCGGAGGACGAGUACUUCAAACCUCUUAAAAAAUUAAGGAUGAUACAGCUACAGCAGGAGGAGGCAGCCCUGGCGGCCCGGGCUAACGCAGGGGUCAAGUCCUUCUCCAUUAUGGAGAUCCUCAGCCACAAGCCCGUGGUGGCCAAGGCGCCUGAAGCCACAGGAGGCCGCAUUGUCAGGCCUUGGGACACAGACGAUGAUGACGACGGGUCGCGGCCUCAAUCUGUGGACGACAUGAGCGUGUCUUCGGCCUCUUCCUCGGGAGGGUCACCGCGCCCGGCCUCCAGUGGGCCUGGCUCGGCCAGCUCUGGUCAGGGCCAGACCAGAGCCCGCGGCAAAGAUGGUAACCCGCUAGAUGCGCUCUUCCAGAUGACCAGCAAGACAUUUGAAGGACUCAAGUCUGGCCAGCAGCCCGGUGAGUACCUCACCUAA
Molecule: messenger RNA, 1271 nt
Organism: Homarus americanus (American lobster)
Lineage: Eukaryota; Metazoa; Arthropoda; Malacostraca; Decapoda; Nephropidae
Exons: 1
Coding region: 444-1271 (275 amino acids)
Source: RefSeq, a predicted model, not a curated record